AUGGAGAACCAUGCGCUGGUGGAACAGCAAUGCUACGAUGACGUCCGGAAAAGCGGUUAUCUCCGCAAGCAGAAAUCUAUGCACCGGCGAUUUUUCGUUCUGCGCGCGGCUUCGGACCUCGGCCCUGCCCGCCUGGAGUACUACGAGAACGAGAAGAAAUUCCGUAGCAAGUCGCCCGUUCCGAAAAAAAUGGUCAACCUGGAGUCUUGCUUCAACAUCAACAAACGGGCGGAUUCCAAAAACAAGCACAUGAUAGUGCUCUACACGCGUGGAGAGAGCUUUGCCAUUGCAGCAGACAGCGAGGAGGUCCAGAACGAGUGGUACCAGGCCAUGUUGGACCUACAGUGCAGAAGUAAAACACCGGAUGACAGUGGGAGCGGGGGCGACUGCAGCAGUCUUCCCUCCCCAGGGCCGGCCUUCAAGGAGGUGUGGCAGGUGAAGGUGUGGCCUAAAGGCCUGGGCCAGGCCAGGAACCUGGUGGGCAUCUACCGCCUCUGCCUGACCGACAAGACGGUGAACUUCGUCAAGCUCAACUCGGACGUGGCGGCCGUGGUGCUGCAGCUGAUGAACGUGCGACGCUGCGGCCACUCUGAGAACUUUUUCUUCAUCGAGGUGGGCCGCUCGGCCAUGACGGGGCCCGGAGAGUUCUGGAUGCAGGUGGAGGACUCGGUGGUGGCCCAGAACAUGCACGAGACCCUGCUGGAGGCCAUGAAGGCCCUGAGCGAGGAGUUCCGCCAGCGCACCAAGACCCAGUCCGUAGGGGCCUCCGCAGGCGGGGGCACCGCCUCCAACCCCAUCAGCGUGCCCUCGCGCCGCCACCACCCCAACCUGCCACCCUCACAGGUGGGCUUCUCCAGGCGUGCCCGCACCGAGACGCCUGGUGGGGCAGGUGGUGGUGGCGGCGGACUGGGCAGCACCAACACCUCCCCCACCCCCCGGCACGGCUUCUCCCGCUCCAGGACGGCCAGCAUCGGGGCGCGCACGGACGACAGCACAGGCUCCAGCAUGGCCCGGAGCACGGCCCCCAGCACCAGCCCCAGCCUCAACGGAUCCUCCUGCUCCACCACGCCCACCCUGAGGCCCAAGCCCACACGCGCGCCCACCCCGGCCAAGAUCACCCUCAGCCUGGCCAGGUACACACCCAACCCCGCGCCCUCUCCGGCACCCAGCCUCUCCUCCAGCUCGGGCCACGGCUCCGAGUGUGGCCUGAUCACGGUAGCCGGCGGCUGCGGCUUCGGCACGGUGCCCAUGCCCAGCAUGCCCAUCUCCGCCUACGCCCGCGUGCCCCAGCACCGCGUCUCCAUGUCAGGCUCGCCCAGCGACUACGGCUCCUCGGACGAGUACGGCUCCAGCCCCGGGGAGCACUCCCUGCUGGGCUCGGGCCCGCCGGCCAUGUCCAUGGUGGGCCUGGGGCUCCAGGGAGGCUCCUCCAGCUACAUCGUCAUGGGCAACAGGGACGCUGCAGGCGGCUCGCACUCCCAUCAUCACCACCACCACUCCCACCACCAUCACCAUCGCUCCCAUGGUCGCAGGAUGCUGCGCCGCUCCUCCAGCCGGGAGUGCAAGGCAGAGCGGAGGCUGCUCAGCAAGCGGGCGUCCCUACCGUCCACCGCCACCCAGGAACGCCUCGUGCCGCAGGGGGGACGCAGGGAAGACGAGGAGGACGAGGACGAGGACUAUGCUGUCAUGUCACGCAGCGUCAGCCGGGAGUCGUUCACGUCCAGACGCGGGUCCUCAGGAGGAGGAGGCGGGGGAGGGCAUAGUGGUGGCACCGGCCACACAGGGCAUGGCAGCGGUAGCGAUAACUCUCUACCGUCCCAGAAAGUGGACUCCACCACCACCACGGCGAGGGAGGGCGAGACGUCCCUGGACAGCGGCUACAUGUCCAUGCUGCCUGGCGUAACAGCCACCACCUCCGUCUCACUCUCGCUCUCCAUCCCCAUGGCCGACGGCAGCUCCAAGGGGGGAACGGACGAAUACAUGGCCAUGACGCCCAACAGCAGCGUGUCCCCUCCGCAGCACGGCCGGCUGCCCAGCGGCUCCGAGGCCGGCUACAUGAUGAUGAUGUCGCCCAACAGCAGCGGCUCGCCGGACCUGCACGGCCACCACCACGGCCACCACGGGCUGGCGGGCAGCAGCGGCGCGCUGUGGGGCAGCCGCGGCAGCGUGGAGAGCCGGGCGGGCAGCGACUACAUGAACAUGUCGCCCAUCAGCGCCCGCUCGGCCUGCAGCACGCCACCGUCCUCCACGCACGCCGACCACCACCACGGGCACCAGCAGCAGGCGUCCUCAUCCUCCGCGCAGCAGCAGCCCAAGAUGGUGUACUCGUACUUCUCGCUCCCGCGCUCCUACAAACACACCUCGGCGCUCUCCGCACGCUUCGAGGACGACCUAGGGCAGGGCAAGAGAGCCGAGGUGGGUGGUGGUGGUGGUGGUGGUGCUGGCACCGCUGGUAGGAGAGGCGGGAGGAGGGGCUACGCUGGCGGGCAAGAGGACCCGGGAAACGUGGGCCACCCUGGGGGUGGCCAGCUCUCCCUCUCCUCCUCCUCCUUCUCCUCCAGCUCGGCCAGCAGUGAGAGCUUGGAGGACCGGCCCAUGUCCCUGUCCAUGCCCGGAGGAGGUGGUGGGCGGAUGGGGAGAGUAGGGGGUGGCAGUGUGGGUGGGUUCUCGGUGGGGGGAGCACGGGGCAAGGACUUAUCAGCGCACCACCACCAUCACCAGCACCAGCGGCAGAAACAAGCCCACGCACAGCAGCAACAGCAGCAGAGGAAAGGCCGGCACUCCGGCUUCUUCGUAGACAUGUCCAAAGCCAACACCCUGCCCCGGGUGCGAGAGAACCUUCUACCCGCAGUGGGUCAGAGUCCCGGGGAGUACGUGAGCAUAGCCUACGGAGAGGAGUGCGUCAUCGGUAGAGGGGGGAGAGGGAGAGGUCAGCGGGGCGGGGGAAGGAUAGACUCGUCGGGGUUGUCGGUGGCUUCGGGGCCCCCAAGGCCCUUGCACAGGCCUCCCCCCUGCCCCAGCAGCGGUGACAACCUCCCGCGCAGCUUCUCUGCCCCGCUGGCCUCCGCCGGCUCCUCCGAAUACGUCAACAUGGACUUGGGGAACGCGCCGUCCCCUCUCUCGCCGCGUCACCACACCACGCUCUCCACCUUCUCCCCGGGUCACGCUCCGCUGGCCGCCAAGAGCAGGGAGGAGCGUGGCAACGUUCCGCAGACGGGACAGGAGGCCGAGACGACGACGUCGUCGGGUCGGCGGAAAGCCGGCACGCUGGCCCUGGUUCCCGCCGACAUCCCGGCCGCCUCGUUCACGGAAUACUCGGAGAUGGUGUUUGUGGACCCCUCGGUGGCGCCACAGUGUGCCAACCCGUCGCAAACACACAGCGCACAGUCAUCGUCGUCCUCCAUGACCGCCCAGGACGAGCCUACCGCUAAGCCCUACUCCAGCCCAGACAGGGGCAGCACCUCCAGGCUGGUCAGGGCCGAUCCGCUCACCAGGCGGCGGCACCGCUCCGAAACCUUCAUCCCUCCCCCGGCACUGGCCUCGGCCUCCCCGUCCCCGCUCUACUACGAGGGCACCCAGGUGGUGUCGUCCUCCUCCACGCCUCACCGUGUGGGGCUGGAGCCUUCCCCAUGGAGCAGCAGCAGCAGCACAGGACAGACCGUGAGCCCCCCCAACGCGGCCGGAGCUCCGUCGUCAUCGGACCCUCUGGAGCAGGGGCUGAACUACAUCGAUCUGGACCUGGCCUCUAAGGAGGCGCCCCAGGCAGGGCUGGAUGGGUCCAGCUCGGUGGGGGUGGGGGCUGGUGGCACAGGGUCCUCCAUCAACACGUACGCCAGCAUUGACUUCUACAAGUCUGAGGAGCUCAGAGCGCACCAGAACAACAGGAACGAUUGCAAAGACUGCUGAGCUCUGCCCCCUCCUGCCUGCAUGGGUCUGCCAUGGUGGUCCAGGCCCCUGUCCUUGGACGCACGUGUGGCCUCUGUUUGGAUUUUCAUCUCCAACAUCGUCACAAGGGCACUGGACGCGCCCAGGUGGCCUCAGAAGCACCUCCCUCCCUCCCCCUCUUACUCUUCCACCUACAAGUCCUCUUACUCCUCCUCUUCCACGACACUCGUUCUUCAUCCUUUCAUCCAUUCGUUACAAUCAAAUGAAAAUGUGUGCCAAAAGACAACUGGUGGUAUGCACUGAGACGGACACGUCCCUCAGCCAAUCACGAGGGACUCCAAGCGACUCUGACUGCCAACAAAGAGCCAAUGAUUUUUCCCCCCCUUUUUUCUUUUAUUUUUUUGCUUCACCAUUUUAAUGAAAUUGUAAUACAGAUGUUAUAGAUUACGAGAAAAAAAAUAUAUAGAAUACAUAAGAUUACCGAAUAGACAUCUAUAUACGACUUUUUUUAAAAAGUGCCUCAUUUUUCGAUUGUAGCCAUUUUUACACAGAGAAAAAAAAUCGGAACUGGUCUAUGACAGAAAACCUGAUGUAUGUAUGUUUUCCUCGUCUUCUUCUAUGUCAUGUUCUUUAU
Messenger RNA from Engraulis encrasicolus (European anchovy), 4519 nucleotides. RefSeq names its product insulin receptor substrate 1-B. Gene Ontology annotation, biological process: insulin receptor signaling pathway. The record is from RefSeq and is a predicted model, not a curated record. The transcript is spliced from 9 exons. NCBI's taxonomy places the organism in Eukaryota, Metazoa, Chordata, Actinopteri, Clupeiformes, Engraulidae. Gene Ontology annotation, cellular component: cytosol; plasma membrane. Gene Ontology annotation, molecular function: phosphatidylinositol 3-kinase binding; insulin receptor binding. Bases 1 to 3906 code for a protein of 1301 amino acids.